Molecule: messenger RNA, 2205 nt
Organism: Schizophyllum commune H4-8
Lineage: Eukaryota; Fungi; Basidiomycota; Agaricomycetes; Agaricales; Schizophyllaceae
Product: ARM repeat-containing protein
Exons: 10
Coding region: 1-2205 (734 amino acids)
Biological process (GO): tRNA export from nucleus; protein phosphorylation
Cellular component (GO): cytoplasm
Molecular function (GO): ATP binding; protein kinase activity
Source: RefSeq, a predicted model, not a curated record
AUGGAUUACCUCAAGACCUGGGGUUCAGCGGCAGUCUCUACCAUCGUUAGCAAGUCGGGGCUGAACCUCCCCUUCACUCUCGGCCCGAAAGUCUACACCAAUCCGAUCUGGACGCUGUACGAAGGCACGAAACGGGAUGACGGCUCGCAAGUCUCGAUCUUCGAGUACGACUUCAACGAUAGCAAUCGGCGGAAUACGAAACCGCUUGCGAAGAACGCGCUGAGGAAGCUUCGGACGACGCGACAUCCGGACGUGCUCAAGUUCAUGGAGGUGGUUGAGUCGGAGACCUCGAUACUGCUCAUGACGGAGCGUGUUGUACCGCUGCAGACCGCCUUGGCGAACAGGAGGGGGACGGGAGCGCAAGAGAAGGAGGAUUGGUUGGUCUGGGGGCUCCACAGAAUAUCAGUCGCUCUCGCUUUCUUAAACGAUACAGUUGGCUCUACACAUGGGUACCUGCGCCCGGAUUCUGUCUUGAUCACUCCUUCUGGCGAAUGGAAGCUCGGCGGAUUCGAGCUGUUGAGCAACCCGACGGAGGAGUCCCCCGUACUCUAUACUAUGGGCGGCCUUGCACCCGAUGCGAACACAUGGGCCUCCCCUGAAGUCCAGAAAUCCGGAUGGGAGGUACUAAAGUCAGGCAAUCCAGCUGCCCUCGAUGCUUACGAUCUCGGCCUCCUCAUACAUAUCCUCUUCAACCCCGAUGCCUUUCCACCAGCCACCGCCAGCCCACCACAUCCGCCGCCAAAUCCAUCAUCUCGAGGCGCCAUCCCCAACUCCAUCUUCCCUUCCUACAAGCGGUUACUGAACCCGAAUCCGGGUGCAAGACUCACGCCAAAGGGCUUCUUGGAGAUCGGAAUGGGCUCAGAAAAGGGCUUCUUUGCGGGCAACCGGCUCGUGCAGGUGUGCGCUGGGCUUGACAACUUUGCCCUGAGUAGCGAGGCGGAUAAGGCGACGCUUUUGAAGUCAUUGAAGGACUCUGCUGGCUCCUUCCCCACCGAGUUUGUCUCGCACCGCAUAUUACCCGCCCUAGUAUCCGCGCUCGAGUUUGGCGGAGCGUCUGCCGCGUCUAUCCUCCCUUUGGUGCUGCAGUUCGGCAAGAAUGUGCCACCGAAGGACUAUCCCGACGUGAUUCUGGCGCCUCUUGUGAAGCUGUACGCAAGUCCGGACCGUGGCACUCGUAUGGCGCUACUCGAACAUCUGCCCGAGUAUGCAGAGCACCUGGACAAGAAGACGGUGGAUCAGAAGAUCUUCGUGUAUCUUAAAACCGGCUUCGACGACACCGUCGCCGUCAUACGAGAAGCUACCGUCAAGUCGCUGCUCCUCCUCGCGCCCAAACUCAGCGACCGCACCCUCAACAACGACCUCCUCCGCUACCUCGCCAAGAUGCAACAGGACCCCGAGCCCUCCAUCCGCACCAACACCUGCAUCCUCAUUGGGCGCCUCGCCCCGAGCCUGGGGUACAACACAAAGCGCAAGGUGCUCGUGCCCGCGUUCACGCGCGCGCUAAAGGACGCGUUCGUGCACUGCCGCGUCGCGGGGCUGAUGGCGCUGAUGGCGACGAGCGACUGUUUUGACGCAGAGGAGGUGGCGACAAAGGUGAUCCCGAAUAUGAGCUUUGCGAUGGUGGAUAAGGAGAGGCUUGUGAGGGAUCAGGCUUUCAAGGCGAUGGAGCUGUAUGUGAAGAAGUUGGAGAAGCAUGCAGAGACGAUGCCUGAGACCGUGUUACCUCCGCCAGGGUCGCCGGAAGCCUUGGCCGCCGCGAACGGUAACUCCACGCAGGCACCCUCUACACAGUAUACAAUGGCCAGCACAGCGGCAGGUGCAGCGGGCUCACUUGCAGGCUGGGCGAUGUCGUCCAUCACUAGCAGGGUAUGCUCCUUUUCACGCGCCACGCAAAACCGUGUACUGACGUUUUCUUCAGCUUGCUCCAGCAGACAUGCAGAGCACCAUCGCCUCCACCGUCGACCGCCCAACUUCUGCGCCACCGCCUCCAGGAGGCUUCCCGAGCGACCCGUACCCUCUCAGCGUAAAGCCCGCCAACGGUAUCCCUGGACUGUCGCGCGCGAACUCGGUCGCGGGAGCUGCGCCGACGCAGGCUUCGCGGCCGGGCCAGAAGACGAAGGGCAUGCAGCUUGGUGCGAGCAAGGUUCCAGCAAACAUCUUGGCAGAAGAACUUGCGCAAGAGGUCGCGGCGGAAGUUGCUGCUGA